Halichondria panicea is the source of this 2711-nucleotide messenger RNA. RefSeq lists its product as uncharacterized. Gene Ontology annotation, molecular function: protein binding. Gene Ontology annotation, biological process: signal transduction. Lineage: Eukaryota; Metazoa; Porifera; Demospongiae; Suberitida; Halichondriidae. Bases 102 to 2711 code for a protein of 869 amino acids. The transcript has 3 exons. The record is from RefSeq and is a predicted model, not a curated record.
UACUGUUUACAAUAGCUCUCACAAAACAUAUGAAUGCAAUUGGCUUAUGAUUCAAUUUGCAAGCUACAAGGUAUUACUUGCUGUAGGACACAGUAGUCUCUAUGUCCAGCUCACCAAGACUGUGUAGAGAGUUGGGAGAAAGUUCCCCCACAUCACCAAACAAGAAGUUGCAGCGCUCAGUUCGUAACCAGACAUCUCCUGGUCUCAAGAACAACCCUCCAUUGAGACUGCGUCAUAUUGAUUUGACAGCCCCCAACACAAUUUAUGACAUCUUCAUUCAAUGUGGAGCACAAACUAGCUACAUCAAUCAUCUGGACAUCAGCUACAGCAUUACAGAAAGCACCACACUAAAGAUCCUUUGCACUGGCUUAACUCAAUUACACACACUGAUUGCUGUGGAGUGUGGCCUGUCACAUAUUGCAGAGGACACUCCAUGGCCGUCCUGCUUACGAAGUAUUGACCUCUCAAGAAAUCAAUUGAAUAGUCUCCCACUCAAUUUGUGUGAAUUACUCGAAUUAACAGAGCUGAAUCUUUCUGGAAAUGCAAUCACUGAGCUCAAUCCAUCGCUGCUAGCUCUCCCCAAACUUACAAAAAUUCGCCUGCUGAAUAAUCCAAUCCGGAAUGUACCUAAGAAUAUCUGUAGGGACGGUAUAAAAGGAUUGCGUCAAUUCUUCAAAGUAACUCCACGAUCUAUCCCAAAUCUUGAUAAGAAACACCCUGACUUUAGGAGAUAUGCACUGCACAACCAGGCAUCAACUGACAGUGGGUACGAGUCUCGGCAAAGAAGUAGCAGUCAAUGCAGUGCUAGUUCAUUCAGUGAUAUAGACUCAGUUGGUUCUGUGGAGGAAGAGUGGCCACUGUUUGGACAUGGUUGUCUACCUGCUGGCUAUUCUGAAGCUGUUCAGCUGUCCAAUUUGUGCCAGGUAUACCUCCCCGAUGGAUGCGAUUUCGAAAUUACGAUAGACACUGUCAAAGAUUUGUCUCUUUAUCCUAAAGUUUCAUCUAAUGAGCUCCUGAUAUCACCAGUAGUAAGAAUUUCCCCUCAUGGAAUCAAGUUUCCUCAAGACAAGUCUGCAAUCAUAGUUCUCAGUCAUUGCACUAAGCCAAUGGACACUGCUCAGCAACAACGCAUUGUGCCUCUCUGUAGUGAUACAGGGAUGAAUCUUUAUCCAAACUGGACUGAACUAUCUUUGUCUGAAACACCUAAAAUGUUCAAGGACUGUGUAAUGUUUACCACCACACACUUCAGCUUGUUUGCAGUUCUCGCUUCAAUACCUUAUCCCUCGAAAUCUAUUGUCGCUUUGCCCAACGAAUACAAUCUUCUCGAAAUACAAGAAAUCGAAGGCCUCAGAAUUGAAUUCCUUCCAAAUAGUGUAGCCUCACCUACAAGGGUCGAUGCAACAGUUUACUAUACUGAUCCACCCUAUGCUAUAGCAAACUCAGAGCUUAGUCCAGCUACAGCAUGCCUUGGUGUGGAACCACACGGUCUACUGUUCAACCGUCCAGUAAGAGUAUCAGUACCUGUUCCACACUUCAGAGAAAUCAAGCAACUAUUUCCUGCUGCCAGUAUACAGCUUUACCAUGCUCCACACAACAACACUGGUAAUGGACAGUUGAAAUGGAAGCUUGCUGAAAAUCAAUACUACGAAAUUACUGCAGUGAAUGGAGUAACUGUCAUUUUAUUUAAGACAGCUCACUUCAGCUUGUAUAAUUUUGUUUGGAACGUUAGUGUAGAAACUUUGCAAAAGUUUGGCCUGGGAGCAUCGUACGUUUACAAGCAUCUUACUGGCCGUGCAAGAUCCUUAUCAGUCAAAUGGCAAGCAUUCAUGACCCCUCCUCUAAGAGACUUAUCUUUUGGACUGGCUGUGUGUGUGUAUAAAUUUGGCGAGCCUUUGAAAAGAUUGAGCAACUAUCCAUGGCUAGUCGGUGAAGACUCGAAAGGUGUUUCCUUACAAGUUGGUGAGCUAGGAAUAAAUAUACAAGGUAAUUUUACAGCAAAUCAGGAGGUGGGUGAAAGUCUUGAUCGUACAACUGUAGUUGACUUCACUGGAGAGGACUUUGCUGUUCGAUUCGAUUUUGCGCUAAAACUAAGCGAUCAAUUACGUCUUCCAAUGGAAGAUGGCCAAUUUUUAGGGAAGCUGAAGUUCAGUCAGAUGAAUGGUGAUCGGAAAAACUUGGCAAGCUACAAUUUGCAUAAGCCUUUUCUCACUGAUACAGUACAGAGGAGUACAAAUGAAUUUCAACCAGAUCUUACACCACCUUCGACCCCAGAGGCCGAUGUUCAAAUGUUCAAUACAUAUUCUAAUCCGAUACCAAAUACAGCACAACCAGCAUUCUUGAAUCGAAAGCACAAGAGGCAAGACUCUACCGAUUCAAUUAUCUCAGAAACUGUGUCUGUUCGGUCGAAAAGAAGAUUGUUCCUUCGAGAUGGCGAUAUCAAUGAUCAAACUCUCCUAGAUAUUUCUCAGGCAGCUUGCUCGAAGUAUAUGGAUCUAGGAAUACGCCUUGGUCUAUCCUAUAAUGUAAUACAGAGUACAAUUGGUGGAGUGGGUUCGAGCAAGCCUGAACAUCUAAAGAUGUUGUAUGUGCUGCAAGAGUGGAAGGGGAGGGCAGCAAACAAGUUUACAUUUGAUGUUUUAUCUGAAGCUCUAGAAGACGUUGGACUGGCCAGUGUGGCACAUAACUUUUGCUAUGCAGAUCACAAUUAUUGA